AUGGAGGGAGGAAAAAAAGACAACUCGAGAAAAAUUAGUAUUUUCUACCUUCAGAAAUUAAUGGCCAUGAGUUCGUAUAUGGUGAACUCUAAGUAUGUGGAUCCCAAAUUUCCUCCAUGCGAGGAAUAUUCACAAAAUAACUAUAUACCUGAGCAGGGCUCGGACUACUACAGUCCAUCGCAGGACUCAGACUUUCAGCAUCCAGGGAUCUACCCCCGGUCAAACUACACGGAGCAGCCCUUCAGCUGCAGCACUGUGCCGGACCCGAGCGUGCAGCAGCAACACCGGGGUCAUGUGCACGACAGAUCCGGCCACUCGAGCCCUUGUGGCGGACAGACUGAGCAGGGGGCCACAGUACAACUGUCCGGACCCCGGACUUGUGGACAGCAGCAAAACACAAAGAGCCAGAAUGGGAUACAAGCCAAGCAGCCUGCAGUAGUUUACCCCUGGAUGAAGAAAGUCCAUGUAACUACUGGUAAGACUUCUUCCUCCUCUUCCUCUUCUUCUUCUUCUUCUUUACUUGUGGAGCAGCUUACUUUAAGAAUCACUCAGUGUAAUAUUUAUGGGAGUCUUUUAAAGGCCUCGCCAAUUACACAAGUCAUAAAUUUUUAUAGCUCAGGAAAUAGGCCGCUAGGUGAGCGCCUGAAAGCUACUCAAAACACAUAUUGACCGGUUGUAAUGGCGUUUAAAUCUGCUGCAAAUCUCCUUGAAUUUACUUUAAAAUCAGCCCUCACUUCCUUGUUUUAGUUCCUCGUGAAUUCUUCGAGAAGUUUGAGCGCCAAGAGUCUAGAGAAAAAAAAACCCUCCUCUUGUUCUGCUUGUUUGCUCAUGGCAACAACUACUGACUUUUCUGCGUCUCUUUCUUCUUUCUUUCCUCCUUAUAAAGUCAACCCGGACUACACGGGAUCGGAGCCCAAGCGCUCCAGGACAGCUUACACCCGGCAGCAGGUUCUGGAGCUGGAGAAGGAGUUUCAUUUUAACAGGUAUCUGACUAGGCGGCGGAGGAUCGAGAUCGCCCACACUCUGUGUCUGUCCGAAAGGCAGAUCAAAAUCUGGUUUCAGAAUAGACGCAUGAAAUGGAAGAAGGAUCACAAACUGCCCAACACCAAAGGCAGAUCAGCACCAGCCUCCAGCCAUCUGCAGAGCAUGCAGAAGGACAACCAGACUGAUAUCACAGCGUUAUAA
Xyrichtys novacula (pearly razorfish) is the source of this 1185-nucleotide messenger RNA. NCBI's taxonomy places the organism in Eukaryota, Metazoa, Chordata, Actinopteri, Labriformes, Labridae. The record is from the annotation of a GenBank genome assembly.